AGGGGUGCCACAAGCACGGGGGAUUUCCCUGUCACUGUGAAGAGACCCAGUUCUUCCCCUGCGUCGGACAUCCCCAUUCUAAGGGCAGGUCAAGGCAGGCCACAAGAGCUCAAGUGAGGAGGCUGCAGCUUCCUGCUGUCUUCUGGCCGUCGCCAUCAGAGGAUGCAGCGCCCGCUAGCAAGGAUGGUGGAGGAAGGUCGCCCUUGCCCCUGGGUGCUGUUCCGCCCGAGCUGGAACACCUACCUGCGCUUCGGCCUCCUGAUGGUGUUGAUUCUUUUCAUCUCCUGUUUGAUCUACUGUGUCCUCUUCCGGAGGCAGCAGCAGAAGACGCAGCUGGAGCCACUUGAGGCGCAUGUAGCUGAGUUACAGCUGAAUCUCACAGUUCCUCGGAAGGACCUUACGCUGCACUGGGAGGCCGGUCCAACCUUGGGAAGAUCCUUCACUCAUGGACCAGGGCUGGAGAAGGGACGGCUAUAUAUCCGUCGUGAUGGCAUCUACAGGCUGCAUAUCCAAGUGACACUGGCCAACUGCUCUGCGGCAUGCAGCACCGUGCAGCCCAGGGCCACCGUGACUGUGAGCAUCUGCUCCCCCACCGCCCACAGCAUCAGCCUGCUGCGCCUGCACUUUGGACAGAGCUGCACCGUGGCAUCCCAGCGCCUGACUCGCCUGGCCCUCGGGGACAUCCUCUGCACCAACCUCACCCUGCCUCUGCUGCCCUCCCGCAACGCUGACGAGACUUUCUUCGGCGUUCACUGGGUAUACCCCUGACCACAACUCCUGCAUGGAUUGUGGAGCUUUUAAAUUGUUCUCUUAUUUUGUGAAUAGUAAUUUUUAUUCAUUGCAAAUUCUACAUAUUUAUAAAUGUAUAGUACACAUA
This is a messenger RNA of Peromyscus maniculatus bairdii (prairie deer mouse), 877 nucleotides long. It is a transcript of the gene Cd70, whose product is annotated as CD70 molecule. Lineage: Eukaryota; Metazoa; Chordata; Mammalia; Rodentia; Cricetidae. Gene Ontology annotation, molecular function: tumor necrosis factor receptor binding. The record is from RefSeq and is a predicted model, not a curated record. Gene Ontology annotation, cellular component: plasma membrane; extracellular exosome. Gene Ontology annotation, biological process: tumor necrosis factor-mediated signaling pathway; immune response.